Chaetomium strumarium is the source of this 2025-nucleotide messenger RNA. Its product is annotated as chaperonin Cpn60/TCP-1 family. Bases 199 to 1851 code for a protein of 550 amino acids. Gene Ontology annotation, cellular component: chaperonin-containing T-complex. Lineage: Eukaryota; Fungi; Ascomycota; Sordariomycetes; Sordariales; Chaetomiaceae. Gene Ontology annotation, molecular function: ATP hydrolysis activity; ATP binding; ATP-dependent protein folding chaperone. The transcript has 5 exons. The record is from RefSeq and is a predicted model, not a curated record. Gene Ontology annotation, biological process: protein folding.
CAGCAGGCGGGCAGUGUGCAUGUUCUCCCAAUUUUUUGAGCUCUUUGGACGGAGAUAGGGGAGCAUCGACUAGAGCUUGGAAGACCACCCCGGUGCUUGUUCCGACUUCACUCGACAAUAUUGCCUUGAGCAACGACUUGUAGACUGCACCUUUUCUUCGACCACCUUCGUGCAAUCGUGAGACAGAUAGCUGCCAACAUGGCGUUGAACUUGGAUUUGUCGAACGCGGCGGUGAUGAAGGAUGAGCAGGGCAGGCCUUUCAUCGUUGUCAGAGAUCAGGGCAAGAAGAAGCGCCAGUACGGCAACGAGGCCGUCAAAUCCCACAUUCUUGCAGCGCGUACUGUUGCGAACAUCGUCAAGACAUCAUUAGGGCCACGCGGGCUCGACAAAAUCCUGAUCUCUCCCGACGGCGACAUCACAGUAACAAACGAUGGCGCGACGAUUUUGCAGCAGAUGGAGAUCUCGAACCACGUCGCGAAGCUGCUGGUGGAACUUUCCAAGUCCCAAGAUGACGAGAUUGGUGACGGCACAACGGGCGUGGUCGUCCUGGCCGGCGCACUCUUAGAACAGGCAGCAGAGCUCAUUGACAAGGGAAUUCACCCCAUCAGGAUCGCCGACGGCUAUGACCAGGCCUGCGACAUCGCCGUGGCAGAGCUGGACAAGAUCUCGGAUGUCAUCGAGUUCAGCAAGGACAACACAGAAAACCUCGUCAAGGUGGCACGGACGAGCUUGGGGAGCAAGAUCGUCUCGAAGGCUCACGAUCAGUUCGCCAACAUUGCUGUGGAUGCGGUCCUCUCCGUGGCCGACUUGGAGCGCAAGGACGUGGAUUUUGAGCUGAUUAAGGUGGAUGGCAAAGUGGGCGGCGCCCUUGAGGACACAAUUCUCGUUAAGGGCGUCAUCGUGGACAAGGACUUCUCGCACCCUCAGAUGCCAUCUGAGGUGCGUGACGCCAAAAUCGCCAUCCUAACAUGCGCCUUCGAGCCGCCCAAGCCUAAGACGAAGCACAAGCUCGAGAUCAGCAGCGUGGAGGAGUUCAAGAAGCUGCAGAACUACGAGCGGGAGAAGUUUGUCGAGAUGAUUCAACAAAUAAAGGAUGCAGGCGCGAACCUAGCCAUUUGCCAGUGGGGCUUUGAUGACGAGGCCAACCACCUUCUGCUCCAGAACGACCUGCCCGCGGUAAGGUGGGUAGGAGGCCCAGAGAUCGAGUUGAUUGCCAUCGCGACCAAUGGCCGGAUCGUGCCCAGAUUCGAGGACCUCAAACCCGAGAAGCUUGGAACAGCCGGUAUUGUCCGGGAAAUGACCUUCGGCACAACAAGAGAGAAGAUGCUCGUCAUCGAAGAGUGCGCCAACACGCGGGCCGUCACGGUCUUCGUCCGAGGCAGCAACAAGAUGAUCAUCGACGAAGCCAAGCGCUCCCUCCAUGAUGCCCUCUGCGUCGUCCGCAACUUAGUCCGCGACAACCGCGUCGUCUACGGCGGUGGCUCCGCCGAAAUCGCCUGCAGCCUGGCUGUGGAGGACGCAGCCGUCAAGACGCCGGGUCUGGAGCAGUACGCGAUGCGCGCCUUCGCCGACGCACUCGAUGCCAUCCCCAUGGCGCUUGCCGAGAACAGCGGUCUGAACCCGAUCGCCACACUCGCCGAGGUCAAGAGCCAACAGGUCAAGAGCGCGGCCAACCGCGGCCGCGCAGGUAUCGACUGCAUGGGCCGCGGAUCCAAUGACAUGAAAGAGGCCUUUGUGAUUGACCCACUCAUUGGCAAGAAGCAGCAGCUUAUGCUGGCUACGCAGCUCUGCCGGAUGGUGCUCAAGGUGAAUAAUGUGAUCGUGUCGGGGUCGGGUGAGGAUGACUUUUAGACUAUCAGUGGACAUAGAAAAGAAAGGACUGAAAAAGUCCCUUGGUCACCAUGAAGGUAUCAUACUGCUAGUGUUGAUACAUGCACGCACGAUCUAUGAGACGAAUACCAAAAUAAGGCAGUCGGCAGUUACGCUAGAUGCAAAGGCUCAAUGACAGGGUCAACGUGCUUUAGG